Messenger RNA from Schistosoma turkestanicum, 1059 nucleotides. NCBI's taxonomy places the organism in Eukaryota, Metazoa, Platyhelminthes, Trematoda, Strigeidida, Schistosomatidae. The record is from the annotation of a GenBank genome assembly.
AUUGACGGUGGUAAUUCAAGGUGUGCGUUACUCGUUUGAGUGAUGUUUGUGCUUGUUUCACUUAAGGAUACUGUUGUUAUUAAGCCUAAUUAUUUCGGUUCAGAUAUGAAAGAAAUAAUAGAGCAUGAGCUUAAUUCUCGUUUCUGCAACAAAGUAAUUUAUAAAGUUGGUCUAUGCAUUUCAUUGUGGGACAUUUUGAAAGUCGAAGAAAGCUUUAUAUCAGAUGUUGAUGGUGCCUACUAUACUACAGUGAGCUUCCGAAUCGUUUGCUUUCGUCCAUUCAUUGAAGAAAUUCUCAUUGGGACUGUAAAAUCUCUCUCCAAAGCUGGUUUGCGUGUGUCAUUGAACUUUUUUGAUGAUGUCUUUAUACCUGCAGAAAAACUACGCUCACCUUCACGAUACGAAUAUGAACAGAAUGCAUGGAUAUGGGAGUAUGCAUACGAAGGUGAAACAGCUGAGUUGCGCAUUGAUAAACAUGAUACGAUUAGGUUUCGUGUGGUUGAAGAAGUCUGGUCUGAUCCGAAUCCCGAUAGCGACAAAACUAAUAGUUCGACUUCUAGUGAUCCAUUAGGGUACGGUGAUGGUAAUCCCGACUCUCUAAUUGAAACCAAGGCUCCCUACACAAUAAUUCAAACGUGGAUAGUAGCUAGCGGUGAGAUUCAGGAUGCACAUUUCGUCUUAUUUUGGACUGGUUAGCUGGAUUUACCUGCAUCUCAGAGUUGAUGUUCACUCCGUCACUCUAACCUAAUACCUUUACGCUCUACUUGACUACUGAUUCCAGAUUUCCACUCGCUUGUGCAAUGGGUUCAGUUGUAGCCGAUGGACUUGGUGUGACUUGUUGGUGGGUCAGUUAACCUGAAAGAGAACACUACAAUAUUAUUGUUCAUGAUGUAUGUAUUUACAAAAGGUUAAACUUUAUUCUUAUCAUUGUUAUUGUGAUUAUUUUUCUAAAAAUAAAAUACAAAUGUUGAUGAUAAUGAUUUCAAUGGAGAAAAAGAGAGAAAAUAUGUAUGCACUUUUAUCCCUCCCUUUUUAAAAAGAAAUGAAAACAUAAUAAAC